Messenger RNA from Platichthys flesus (European flounder), 5000 nucleotides. Its product is annotated as melanocortin receptor 5-like. NCBI's taxonomy places the organism in Eukaryota, Metazoa, Chordata, Actinopteri, Pleuronectiformes, Pleuronectidae. Gene Ontology annotation, cellular component: membrane. The record is from RefSeq and is a predicted model, not a curated record. The transcript is spliced from 4 exons. Gene Ontology annotation, biological process: G protein-coupled receptor signaling pathway. Gene Ontology annotation, molecular function: melanocortin receptor activity. The coding region runs from base 47 to 1075 and encodes 342 amino acids.
CUUUCAAAAUAGAGCACCAGUGACCUGGACCAGAGCCACAGUAAAGAUGAAUGAGUCUCAUGAGGUUUUCUAUCAGGAGGAGGUAGUGAUGGGUAACUCCACAUGGGCAUACACUUACUAUCACCAAAACUACACCCUGCCACCUCCACUGAUACCAGACAAGAGGAGUACCUCUAAACUUGCAGCAUGCGAGCAGGUCCACAUUGCUGUAGAGGUCUUUCUAAUCCUGGGGAUUAUCUCCCUGCUGGAGAAUAUCCUCGUUAUCACAGCCAUAGUAAAGAACAAGAACCUCCACUCACCCAUGUACUUCUUUGUCUGCAGUUUGGCAGUAGCAGACAUGCUGGUGAGUGUGUCCAAUGCCUGGGAGACCGUCAUCAUUUACCUUCUGAACAACAGACAGCUGGUGGUGGAAGACCACUUCAUUCGGCAGAUGGACAAUGUGUUUGACUCCAUGAUCUGCAUCUCUGUUGUUGCGUCGAUGUGCAGCUUACUGGCCAUCGCUGUGGACAGGUACAUCACUAUCUUCUAUGCACUGAGGUACCACAACAUAAUGACAGUGAAGAGAGCUGGCUGCAUCAUCGGGGGAAUAUGGACCUUCUGCACGGGCUGUGGUAUCAUCUUCAUUAUCUACUCAGACUCCACCCCCGUCAUCGUCUGCCUGGUCUCCAUGUUCUUCGCAAUGCUACUCAUCAUGGCCUCCCUCUACAGCCACAUGUUUAUGCUGGCCCGCUCGCACGCGAAGCGCAUCGCCGCACUGCCUGGCUACAACUCCAUCCACCAGCGAGCCAGCAUGAAGGGGGCCAUCACACUGACCAUACUGUUGGGGAUCUUCAUUGUCUGCUGGGCACCCUUCUUUCUCCACCUUAUCCUAAUGAUCUCCUGUCCGCGCAACAUCUACUGUGUGUGCUUCAUGUCCCACUUCAACAUGUACCUCAUCCUUAUCAUGUGCAAUUCUGUGAUUGACCCCCUCAUUUAUGCCUUCAGAAGUCAGGAGAUGAGGAAAACUUUUAAAGAGAUAAUCUGCUGUUGCAGUCUGAGGAAUGCAUGCAACAGCAUCUGCACUCUAAAGUACUAAGAGACACAGACUGAGAACACCAGUGACAAGAUGGAUAAGAUGGACUGACUGAAACUGACACUGUAACCUAAGUUAGGAAGAUUUUAUCAACAACAAAAUAGUUUAUUGCACUUUUAGCAAAAACAGUAUAAGGUUAAACAAAUUAUUUUUCCUAACCCUUAUGGAACUGUGUAGAAAUGUAUUUAACUAAUUACUAAUUCACUGUCUCCUAAUGAAUGUGGCAUGAACACUAAGAACUAAAACAAAGACUCCUUAAUCAGGAAUGUAAUUUAAAGCUGCUACAUGGAAAUUUUAAUUUCGGUAAAUGGUCUUUAUUUUUUAUAGCGCUUUUGUGAUGCCCACUCAAUUUUAGAUCUGCACGAUCUAAUUCCAUUGUUACUAUGAUCAUGCUGUUUGCUGUUUUUGAUGACGUCAUGCAGCCUUUCAAGUGCUCCCUGAGACGAAGCUUGUUGGUGAAUGUAUACUGUUAUUAUGAAGUCCCAUGUAAAAAUAAUGUUUGGCACCUUGCCAUGAGGGGAUAUAGGUCUGGACAGCAGUGUUGCUUGUGCAACAGCAAUGCACAAGCUGUUGUUCAUGUUAACGCACACAACUCCUCCUCUGCCCUUGUUAGGUCUAAUUGUUUAUAGCAGGGGUGUCAAACAUACCGCCGGCCGGAUACGGCCCGCUAGGGGGUCCAGCUCGGCCCGCCGGAUACAUGCUCUAAAUAAAAAAUAAUACAAAUAAAUUUGAAAUAAAAAAUGAAAAAAGUCAAACUGCCGUCUCACUCUAUGCCAGUGAUUCUCAAACUGGUGGGGUUCAGAGGCAUAACAGGUGGGGCGCGAGACCGGGAGGGGGAAAUGUGAGGCUGAACUAAUGUUUAGACGUCAGCAUCUCUUUAACGGUGGUACAGUAAACAAAUCGGUCCAUCGCCGUAGCCAGGGAUUGGCACUGGCGCCCUGUACAGUGUUGUGCAUGUCGUGAAUAUUUUUGGCGAACAAUGAACUCACGUUCAAGUUAAUUUGUUAAAUCAGCAUCAUAUCAGGCCAGCAUGAAAUACCAGGUGCGGCAAAUGUGUGGGUGUGCCGCCACCCUGAGCGAUGCGACAUCGUCCAGGGCAGAGGGGCUUGGCGGCGGCGGUGAAAAAAAAAACGGGGGGCACGAAGCCAUUAUGCCAUGAUUUUGCUGGUCUGGCCCUCUUGAGCUCAAAGUGGUCAGUAUGCGGCCCCAUAACUAAAAUGAGUUUGAGACCCCUGUUUGAGAAAACUAUUUUCUCUGUGAUUGUCUCAUUUGCUGUUGUAGGUCAUAAAGAGGCAGACUUAUUCAAAUUAUACCAUUUCAUAGCAAUUUAAUACUCCUUGUAGGGGCUUUAAACAACCAGCCAGGAAAAGAGUGGGGAGCCUGACGAUACAAAUUUGAUCCAGAGUUCACGAGACAUGUAGACUCACACACAAACACACACAAUCCUAGGUGAAAUGAUGGAAUACUAACUUAAACGUUUACCGAAUUGGUAACAUACAUUACCAGUCAAUUUGAACACACCUUCUCACUAAUGGUUUUUCUUUAUUUUUCUUUCUUUCUACAUUGAUAAUUAAUAUUGAAGACAUCAAAACUACGAAGGAACACAUGGAAUUAUGUGGUAAACAAAAAAGUGUUAAACAAACGAGAAUAUGUUUUAUAUUUAUAUAUGUUCGUCACCUGAAAUCGUUUACAAUUAACAGGUUUGCCUUGUCAAGUGUUAAUUUGUGGAAUUUCUUGCCUUAAUGUGUUUGAGACCAUCAGUUGUGUUGUGCAGAGGCAGCACAGCUCUAUACAGUAAAUAGGCCUAUUCGACUACAGUUCUAAUCCAUAUUAUGGCAAGAACCACUCAACUAACUAGAGAGAAACGACAGUCCAUCAUUACUUUAAUACAGGAAGGUCAGUAAAUCAGGAAAACUUAAAGAACUUUGAAUGUAUCCUCAAGUUCAUUCGCGAAAACCAUCAAACGCUAUGAUAAAACUGGCUCUCAUAAGGAGCGCCCCAGGACAGGAAGACCAAGAAUUACCUCUGCUGCCGAGGAUAAGUUCAUUAGAGUUACCAGCCUCAGAAACCACAAAUGAACAGCACGUCAGAUCAGAAGCAUCAUAAAUGCUUAAUAGAGUUCAAGUAGCAGACACACCUCAACAUCAGCUGUCCAGGGGAGACUGCGUGAAUCAGGCCUUCAUGGUCAAAUUGCUGCAAAGUAGACACCACUACUGAGGAAGAACAGGGUAGAAGGUGUGUCCAAACUUUUGACUGGUACUGUAUCCGGUGCCAAUUAUUUCUUCAAAGCCAUUUUUGUUAACAGAGCCAGAGAGUCCAUUUUAUUUAUUGUUUUGGUUAUGUGUGGUUUAUCUUAUGUUUUAAAGUAUGUAUUUAGGAUAGUUUCAUAUUUUUUCAAUCAAUCAAUCAAUCAAUCAAAUUUUAUUUGUAUAGCCCAUAUUCACAAAUUACAAUUCAUCUCAUAGGGCUUUAACAGGGUGUGACAUCCUCUGUCCUUAACCCUCAGCAAGAGUAAGGAAAAAUUUUUAAUUUUUUAUUUUAAUUGAAAUGUCAAACUGAAUAUCCUUAAGAAUUAAGUUAAUUGCUCUGUGAAAGGGUGUAGCCUGCUUGCAUGAUUGUGCUACUGCAUGAUCAGUCAAGAAAAUGUUUAAUAGGUGUAUUAUUGGAUUCCAAAAAUUGGUUGCGCGCACUUGCAACCAAUGUAAAAAGUUAGUCAGGAACCCUGAUGUGAUCUAUUUGUUAUGAAAAAUAAUAAUUUAGUAUACCCUUGAAGGAUGUUAUGAAAAAUAAAAUGGCCCUUGAUAGAUAAAAGGUUCCCCAUCCUUGAGCUAGGACAUCAUUAUUUCAAUUGAAAAUAUAUAUGCUCUGCCUUUCAUUCUAGCUGUAUUCUUGUGCUUUAACUUUUGUUUAAAAUUCAGUGAUUGGUUAUGAUUUUUCAAGAAUCUUUAUAUUUUGGGGUCCAUUGUUUGGAGCCCACUGUAUACAGACAUGUGACAUAUUAACCUGAAAAAUGAGUGGAGAAGCAGGGUGACAAAGACAAAUUUAUAAGGCACACAUGUUGACCAAACUCCUCACUCAGACACUUUAUAUUGGCUUAUCCUUUAAUUUUCAUUUUUUUCCCACUAUCAUUAGAAAACCUUGGACACUGGUGGGUAGAAGUACUCAUACACUAUAUUUUAACAAUGCAUCAGAGUACACAUGAAGGCUACCAAGUGAAGCUUUGGAGCAUUUGUAUUGCUCGGAUAGCAAAAGCAUGAGUCAACAUCAAUUGAGUUUAAAACAUUUUUUAUCAAGUCUGUAAUGUGUGAACUCUACAGAUUUUAAAAAGUAGCUAUGUGUGGAAAUUAGAGCAUGAGUACAAAGCUCAGAGGGACAACAGCAUUGUGGGUAAAUGCAGAGUUGAUGCAAACUGAUCCCUGUGCUGGAUUAAAUGUUUACAACGCUAACAACCUGAGAAACAAGUCAGACAUUAUUUGUCCAUUGCCUCAGAUUUACAUUAUGUCACCUAAUUUGUUAUUUGUUUGAAGGGAAAUAAAGUACGCUAUGGUUGAACAUUUGGAUUACUUCAACUGUUAAUUUAUUUUCUGCUGCUCCUGAUACCUACCCCCAACAAUCUGCACCACAAAUGCAAACCUUUUUUUACAAUCAGAUUCCUGACAUCUGCCAAAGCUCAGAAGCCCAGCAGAAUUUGAAUGCAGUCACUUGUCUUCUUUGCUAUCAAUUAUAUCUGUUGUAUUCUGUAUUCCCCCUGUGCUGCCUUCCCGCUCACACUAUGUUAAACUAAUGUAAGUAAAGAUGUCAUAGGUUUAAACUUGGAAUGUAACAAUGUGAAUGUAUAAAUAGAUGCAGUGCUCUGUGUGUGUGGGUCUGGUUCCUGACUCUCAACUGAGAAGCUAGACUGAACUUUAUCAUAAAACUCUUUUUUGGU